This is a messenger RNA of Pelecanus crispus (Dalmatian pelican), 1758 nucleotides long. RefSeq names its product keratin, type II cytoskeletal 4. Gene Ontology annotation, molecular function: structural constituent of skin epidermis. Gene Ontology annotation, biological process: intermediate filament organization; keratinization. The record is from RefSeq and is a predicted model, not a curated record. Gene Ontology annotation, cellular component: keratin filament. Lineage: Eukaryota; Metazoa; Chordata; Aves; Pelecaniformes; Pelecanidae.
AUGUCUCGCCAGUCCUGUGGUCUCAGCAAGGGAUUCAGCUCCAGCUCUGCUUGCUUCGGAGGGAGGAACGCGUUUGGCUCUGUGUCCCGUGGGCGAUGCAGGGGACCUGGCAACGCCGGUGGCUUCAGCAGCAGGAGCCUCUAUUGCUUGGGAGGGAGUAAAAGUGCCUCUCUGGGAGGGUUCAGUGGAGGUGGUGGUGUCUACAGAGGUUUUGGAGCUGGUGGCCAAGGAGGCUUUGGCUACGGCUACAGUGCUGGGGCAGGAUUUGGAGGCUACUAUGGUGGUGGGGCCGGAGGCAGCUUCAGUGAAGGUUUUGGUGGCUUUGGUGGAGGAUUUGAUGGCGGGAUGGGAGGUCAAGGCUUUCCCCCUUGCCCACCGGGCGGCAUCAGGGAAGUGACCAUCAACCAGAGCCUGCUGGCUGCACUCAACCUUGAAAUUGACCCUGAGAUCCAGAAGGUGCGAAGACAAGAGUGGGAGCAGAUGAAGCAGCUCAACGACAAAUUUGCUUUUUUCAUUAACAAGGUCCGGUUCCUAGAGCAGCAGAACCAAGUCCUGGAGACCAAGUGGAAACUCCUGCAGGAGCAGGGUGGCACAGGGACGGGUGGCAGGAACCUCGACCCCGUUUUUGAAAGCUACAUCAGCGGGCUGAAGAAGCAGCUGGACUUUCUCUCAAGCGAGAAGCUUCAGCUGGAGUCAGAGCUGAAGAGCUUCCAAGAUGUGGUGGAGGACUUCAAGACCAAGUACGAAGAGGAAAUAAACAAAAGGACAGCUGCGGAGAAUGCUUUUCUGCUCCUAAAAAAGGACGCGGAUGCAGUCUAUACGAUCAAGGUGGAACUCCAGGCAAAAUUAGAUUCUCUGGCAGAUGAGAUUAACUUCUUGAAGUAUCUUUACGAAGCGGAGCUGUCUCAGAUGCAGAAGUCUGUUUCUGACACCUCUGUGGUUGUCUCCAUGGAUAAUAACCGAAACCUGGACCUGGAGAGCAUCAUUGCAGAGGUCAAAGCCCAAUACGAGGAGAUUGCCAACAGGAGCCGAGUGGAGGUCGAGUCUUGGUACCGAUACAAGUAUGAAGAGCUGCAGGCUACCGCAGGCAAACACGGAGACAGCCUUAAGAGCACAAAGAUUGAGAUCUCUGAGCUCAACCACAUGAUCCAGAGGAUACGGGCUGAGAUCGAGAGCGUGAAGAAACAGUGUGAAACUCUGCAGAGCUCCAUCGGGGAUGCUGAGGAACGUGGGAAGCUGGCCCUCACGGAUGCUAGGGCCAAACUGACUGACCUGGAGUCAGCCCUGAAGAAAGCCAAGACAGACCUGGCCCGGCAGCUCUGUGAGUACCAGGAGCUCAUGAACGUCAAGUUGGCCCUGGAUGUUGAGAUCGCGACCUACAGGAAGCUGCUGGAAGGAGAGGAGUGCAGGAUGUCUGGACAGUGUCAGAGCAUCACGAACAUCUCUGUGGUGGGAGGUGGCAGCAGCUCUGUGGGAGGCGGAUACGGCAGUGGACUGUGCCUUGGAGGAGGAGGAGGAAUCGGAUUCGGUGCUGGAAGUGGGAAAGGCAGCUGUAACACAGGCGGUGCUGGCUUCUGCUACAGCCUAGGGGGGGGCGGAUUUGACUCCAGAGGAGUCGAGUUCUGCGCUGGGGGUGGAUCCAGCUCUGGAGGGGCAGGAUUCGGCUCUGUGGGUGGUGGGUGUAACUCAGUGGUGGGGGGGUCUGGCACCAUCAUGAAUAACACCACCAGGUCUACGACUGUCAACUGGAGGGUCUAG